AUGGUGGCUCGCAUACUCCAGUCUGAUAAUGCUAUGCGGCUAUCGCCCAAUCAUACAGCGUUGAGUGACUCGAAUGCAGAACUGAUUGCUGCACUGAAGCAGAGUCUAGCGACCAAUGACUCUGCGACUGAUGACGCCCUGCUUUCCGAAGACCGCGACGAGUAUGAGAUUACACUGAAGCUCUUUUUCACACCGGAUACAACUGCAGAAAGUAGAUCAGAGGAUGUCGCACGGUGUGUUGAUGCGACCAUUGAACAGCUCAAAGUAAAGUCGGUUGACUUGCUCAUACUGGCGUUUCCUGGCAUUGUUCUCGAUGCUGAAGACGAGGAAGACGCGUUUGACGAGGCAAGCUUGAAGGAUAUUGCAAAAGUAUACCAAGCAGCUCAAGAUCUCGUUGCACAAGGCAAAGCGAAAGGCCUCGGCGUGUCGGAAUUCAGCGCCGCACGGCUAAAGCAGCUUUACGACACAGCGGCCGAAUACAAUGAUGCAGGGCUGCCCACCGUCAAUCAGAUCAAUCUCAAAGACUGCUGUGUGAUGCCUGCAGAUUUGAUUGCACUUGCAAAAGACCGAAACAUUAAGCUCUUUACGCAUGGCGACCUCAAAGAGAUGCUGCCACAAGCGCAACUAGACGAUUUGAUGGUUGGCACUGAUGCCCAAACACGCUUUACCGCAAAAUGGGUCAGCAAAGUGACUUGUGUCGUCAAAAGUAGAGGGGUCGUCGAAUUCAAAGGCUAUGCAGCCAUGAUUGAAAGCUAG
Molecule: messenger RNA, 756 nt
Organism: Protomyces lactucae-debilis
Lineage: Eukaryota; Fungi; Ascomycota; Taphrinomycetes; Taphrinales; Protomycetaceae
Product: NADP-dependent oxidoreductase domain-containing protein
Exons: 1
Coding region: 1-756 (251 amino acids)
Biological process (GO): glutathione biosynthetic process
Cellular component (GO): glutamate-cysteine ligase complex
Molecular function (GO): glutamate-cysteine ligase catalytic subunit binding; enzyme regulator activity
Source: RefSeq, a predicted model, not a curated record